Messenger RNA from Brassica oleracea var. oleracea, 3666 nucleotides. Its product is annotated as UPF0725 protein At1g23960-like. The record is from RefSeq and is a predicted model, not a curated record. Lineage: Eukaryota; Viridiplantae; Streptophyta; Magnoliopsida; Brassicales; Brassicaceae. The transcript has 8 exons. The coding region runs from base 27 to 611 and encodes 194 amino acids.
AUGCAGUCCGUUGAUUUGUGAGAACUAUGUCUCUGUCGGAGCAGGAUCGAUCAAUCAUGUCUUCUCCUAUUCUUCGUAUUGAGGAUGGCUUCAUCCUUACCCAGAUGAAUUACUGGGAGCAAGUGAGGGAAUCAGGGGGUUUUGAUAUCGAACAUAUCUCAGUACCUCAAAAUACACGCGGACUCGUGCCUUACGAUUGUGAAAACAAGAGGAUGAGGUAUCCUAAACGUGUGUUGGUCAAUCUUUACGCUAGACUCGGUCUCCAUCGUUACAACCUCUCUAAGGGAACAAAUUUAGAGUUCCACCACCUGAAGAAGUUCAACAUGAUUAUGAAUUGUAUCUCCUCGUACCGCAUCACUUUGGUCGCUUAUGAUCCAGCGACCAGUUCGCUGAUAACCUUUUUGGUUGGAGUCUCUGAGGAAGUAUAUGCUAGUCUGAAUUUGAUGGUCUUCAUUGCUAGACCUCAAGCUGAUAAGCCUCCCUUCCCAGAACCAAUUAGGCCAAUUGGUUCCACCAUUUAUCCCUUGAGACCGGAUGAGGAUGCAUGUGAUGACAAGGGAUUACCUUUCUGGCCAACCGAUUUUGAGGAUACAACACGUUUCUACUGCUGAAGGAAUCAGAGGACUGGAUUCGUCUAUACUUGGAAAUUGCUCUUUGUUCAAAUGAUAGGAACAUUCCCGAAAGCCAUCUCUCCAAGCUACAGAUUGUGAGAGUUGCAAGGGAAAGAUCACCUAUUGAGCAUGUGGAUGCCACAAGUACCAUUUUCUACAUAACGUUUAAAGGCUUGCCCGUGGCUCGGGUUGGUGAGGAUGGUGAGCAUGUUGAGCGCAGAGUCAUAAUUAGAAGGUAUGUGGAUCUGUCUACCGGAUACUUCACUCUCAUGGGUGGGUUUGGGUUCUCGGUCGGCGAAGACACCAGUCAUCGCCCUAUGACUCGCCUCCGGAGCACUGAUGAAUUUUGUGCUGAGCAGAAGAGGCUGUACCCUACGACUCCCCCGUGCCCAGCCAUCCCCAUUGCUGAUUGGUGGAAAAGCUAGAUCAUUGACCUCUACAGGUCUCUCUGCUAUCAUCAUAAUAAUAAUCAUCAGUUGAAUAACUGAGGAUUUAAAAACAAAACCCAAACAUUUAAAAUCCAAGAUUCAAUACACAUGUAAUCCACUCUUAUUCAAUUAAUAAUUUACAAAAACAAAAUCAAAUCUAUUGUUAUUCAAAGAUAAACACUUUUGAAAAGAAAAAACUAUGAAAAGGAUUUGAAGCAAACUUUUUUAUUAUUUUCAGUCAAAACUAUGGUAACUCAAAUCUCACCUUUGUGCCUCUUAUUUGGAAAGACCCAAAUUCAAUAUUAAAAAUUGGCCAAAGCAAAACGAUCCAUAUCCCUGAACACAAUGGUGACGAUGAAGCUCACACCUCUAUACUUGUUACUUCGCCACCGUCUCUCCAAAAUCAAAGGUGGCCAGGAUUCAUGGUGAUUUGGGUGUUCAACAAGGUGACGUCGUCGCUCGUGCUCCCUAAUUCUGUCUACAAUGGAGCUAGUGUAAGAUUCAAUACUUCUCAAUAUGAUUACACCUAGUCCGAGUAAUGUUUAUGUAGCAGAUUUGUUAUUGUGCCAUAUCUACGGGCUAUCACUCGUUGUAUUACCAGAAGAUAUGGUGCUUCUGAUCUUGUUAACAUACAAGAGUUUUAAGAUCACUCUUUUCAUGUCUCUUUUAUUUCGAUGGCACUGACAAUGAAGGCUAAAGGAGUUUGUGGUGGGGCAGUGUUGAUGGCAGGUCUCUGUGUUGAUGGCAGGUCUUUGCUUUGUAUUGUUGGAAUCACUGUUUCUCUGUUUCUUUUUGUUGCAGGAUAUCUAACAAACUUAUUUACAUGAGUUAAACCUAUUUGCAUAAAUCCUUGCCUCUUGAGAGAGAAAAAGCUAUAAGAAAUUAGAGGUUUGGUUCACCCAAAUAAGCUAUUUGUCAAGUGCAGUUGAAACAGGUACAUUGCUUCGACUCUCAAAACUCAAAAGCUUGAGGAAGUAUUCUUCUAUGAGACUACUUGCUCCAAAUAUGCAAGCUAAGGUAGAAGUUCAGAGCUUUGGUUUUGUCCUUCCACCAUAAAAGCCAGGAGAUCUCUGGAUGUAACAUGUAAGGUACACGAGCUAGCAAUGCUAAUUUUUAUUUUUGUUUUGGAUAAAAUAUAUAUCUUGCUGAUAUCUUUAUGGGCUGCUCCUUCGAAAAUCAAAUAAUAUGGUGGGCUUCUUUUAUGUUUAGUUGUUUAAUUAGGGUUAGAUACGUAUGCAUAUAUCUAUAUAUAAGAUCAGUAACAUGCAUACAUGCAUCAAUCAUCUCUUCUAUGAGACUACUUGCUCCAAAUAUGCAAGCUAAGGUAGAAGUUCAGAGCUUUGGUUUUGUCCUUCCACCAUAAAAGCCAGGAGAUCUCUGGAUGUAACAUGUAAGGUACACGAGCUAGCAAUGCUAAUUUUUAUUUUUGUUUUGGAUAAAAUAUAUAUCUUGCUGAUAUCUUUAUGGGCUGCUCCUUCGAAAAUCAAAUAAUAUGGUGGGCUUCUUUUAUGUUUAGUUGUUUAAUUAGGGUUAGAUACGUAUGCAUAUAUCUAUAUAUAAGAUCAGUAACAUGCAUACAUGCAUCAAUCAUCUCUUCUAUGAGACUACUUGCUCCAAAUAUGCAAGCUAAGGUAGAAGUUCAGAGCUUUGGUUUUGUCCUUCCACCAUAAAAGCCAGGAGAUCUCUGGAUGUAACAUGUAAGGUACACGAGCUAGCAAUGCUAAUUUUUAUUUUUGUUUUGGAUAAAAUAUAUAUCUUGCUGAUAUCUUUAUGGGCUGCUCCUUCGAAAAUCAAAUAAUAUGGUGGGCUUCUUUUAUGUUUAGUUGUUUAAUUAGGGUUAGAUACGUAUGCAUAUAUCUAUAUAUAAGAUCAGUAACAUGCAUACAUGCAUCAAUCAUCUCUUCUAUGAGACUACUUGCUCCAAAUAUGCAAGCUAAGGUAGAAGUUCAGAGCUUUGGUUUUGUCCUUCCACCAUAAAAGCCAGGAGAUCUCUGGAUGUAACAUGUAAGGUACACGAGCUAGCAAUGCUAAUUUUUAUUUUUGUUUUGGAUAAAAUAUAUAUCUUGCUGAUAUCUUUAUGGGCUGCUCCUUCGAAAAUCAAAUAAUAUGGUGGGCUUCUUUUAUGUUUAGUUGUUUAAUUAGGGUUAGAUACGUAUGCAUAUAUCUAUAUAUAAGAUCAGUAACAUGCAUACAUGCAUCAAUCAUCUCUUCUAUGAGACUACUUGCUCCAAAUAUGCAAGCUAAGGUAGAAGUUCAGAGCUUUGGUUUUGUCCUUCCACCAUAAAAGCCAGGAGAUCUCUGGAUGUAACAUGUAAGGUACACGAGCUAGCAAUGCUAAUUUUUAUUUUUGUUUUGGAUAAAAUAUAUAUCUUGCUGAUAUCUUUAUGGGCUGCUCCUUCGAAAAUCAAAUAAUAUGGUGGGCUUCUUUUAUGUUUAGUUGUUUAAUUAGGGUUAGAUACGUAUGCAUAUAUCUAUAUAUAAGAUCAGUAACAUGCAUACAUGCAUCAAUCAUCUCUUCUAUGAGACUACUUGCUCCAAAUAUGCAAGCUAAGGUAGAAGUUCAGAGCUUUGGUUUUGUCCUUCCACCAUAAAAGCCAGGAGAUCUCUGGAUGUAACAUGUAAGGUAC